AGGUGUUUUACCGACUGACCUACCCAGGCCGAUAUCCACGGCCAAAACCAUUACAUUCCUCCCUCCUUAAAUUGUCUUCGCCCUCGAAGACACAAUCCAAGUUAUUAGUAGCCACUGGCAAGACUUUCACCUGCAAGUCCAGGGGUGGUCAACGGCACCAAAUCUGUAACAGGAAAGGAGAAAAUGUUUGGCUGGACCGGAAAUCAAACCCGGGACCCCUGCAUCACGAGUCAGGGUAUUCCUAUAGGAUUAUGGAAAUAACCAAAGAGGACGUCAAAUUACCCGACAUCUCUAAAGGAAAACUAGCCUUUGUUCUGUAUAAUGUGUUUACGGAGGAAGAGUGUAACAAAUACAUAAAAGAUUCGGAGAAGAGAGGAUAUGAGCUGGCUUUAGUCAAUGUCGGCGGAGGAAGACAAGUUCAGGCUACAGAUGUGAGAAAUAGUUCUAGAAAUAUCUGGGACUCAAAAGAGGAAGCAGAUAAAAUUCUGGGUAGAAUCAGGAAGUAUCUACCUGAUAAAUGGAAAGAAAGAAAACUUGUAGAACUGAAUGAAAGGUUACGAUUUUUGCGGUAUGACCCCGGUGAAUAUUUUAAACCUCACUUUGACGGCCCCUACAUCAGAGACAAUGGAGACAAAAGCUACGUCACCGUCCAAAUCUAUCUCAACGAGGGAUUUGAAGGAGGCAGUACAACCUUUUUAGACAGUUAUGCAGGGGGAGAUUGCGGAGUAGAGGUGGUACCCAAAACAGGAUCAGUUUUGAUUUUCCAACAUGACAUCCUUCACGAAGGCUCGGAAUUAAUUAAGGGCCGGAAGUACGCCAUUAGGACUGACGUCAUGUUCGAAGCCUUGCAGUUCUAGACUGGGACAGGAUAAGUCUGCCCUGCUACAGUGGGUGAAUCCAUCGGCUUCAGAAGUGUUGUGCAAUAUUUUCUGUAGAAUAUGUUUUGGUAUUUCCAUAACACAUAACUGGAUACCAUACUAAAACUUAAAGUGUACAUGUAUAUGUAAUUAAGGAACAUUUAUACAUACUGUGGAACAUUUUAAUUCAGGGUCAAUGUUCGUGGGCAAGCAAAAUUUAAUUGGUUCAUGGUAACUCGUAGAUACAAAAGAUUCAGUGAAUAGAAAUGUUGAGAAAAUAAUUGUUCGUGGGGAUAUAUAUUCAUGGGUUAAGAUAUCCACGAACAUAGAUCCCCAACGAACAAUAAUUCCACAGUACACUUGUAUUGUUGUUUUAAAAUAAAAAUAACCGUCAUUCAAUACUACUGUAUAUUUGUGCUUAGAUUUCAUGUUACUUAACUUUUUACGUGAACAUUAUUGCAGAGAGACAUAUAUGCUAUAUAUAGCUACAUAUAUAAUGUAAAGUUGUUAAAAGUGUUGCACUUUUCUUGUUCUGUGUUGUAUGUAACUUGUGCAAAAGAUUUCAACUUUUCAUAUCAUAAGAUGGUCAACAAAAGAUUUUUUUAUUGUUUAAAAGUGUAACUUAAAUUGCUUUCAUACAUGUAUUUUCUUUUUUAAGCCAUUUGUCUUUCAAAUACAGUUCAUGAAUUCAGUAAUUGAUUAAUAGCAAGCCUUUUU
This is a messenger RNA of Saccostrea echinata, 1574 nucleotides long. RefSeq lists its product as uncharacterized. The transcript is spliced from 7 exons. Gene Ontology annotation, molecular function: L-ascorbic acid binding; iron ion binding; procollagen-proline 4-dioxygenase activity. Gene Ontology annotation, biological process: peptidyl-proline hydroxylation to 4-hydroxy-L-proline. The record is from RefSeq and is a predicted model, not a curated record. Lineage: Eukaryota; Metazoa; Mollusca; Bivalvia; Ostreida; Ostreidae. Gene Ontology annotation, cellular component: endoplasmic reticulum. Bases 252 to 857 code for a protein of 201 amino acids.